AAAAAUGCUUGUUCUCGGCUGAAUCAAAGGAAUAUCUGAAAGGCAGAGAUGGCCGAAAGAAAGAAUAUCUGUGUGGCAGAGACUUAAAACGGAGAGCGAGAUCGAACCAGAGAGGGAGGCUGCUCAAUAGUGAUUAUUCAGUUAGGUAUUUGUGAGAUCGCCCGAGGCAACCCACCACCUGACCCAAAUGGAACGGGCGCCGUUCGCCACCUUCACGGUCGCCGUCUCAAUGAUCCUCCUCAGUUUUGCCGUUGAAUCUUGUCUUUCGAUUUUGCAUCAGGAUUUGAUGAUUAAUACUAAGUAUACUCCGCUCAUCCUCAAUCACGGCCUGGAUACUACCACCACCACCAUGGUCAUGCCUUUGUAUUAUAAUGACAGCAAUAAGUUCGUCAAUUCCGCCUCCAAACACUCCAGGCGCCACCUCCAGACUCGGCGCCCCCCCAACGCCCGAAUGCCUCUCCAUGAUGAUCUUCUCAUUAAUGGGUAUUACACGACUCGACUAUGGAUCGGGACACCUCCGCAGAGAUUUGCUCUUAUAGUUGACACGGGAAGUACGGUUACUUAUGUUCCCUGUGCUAGCUGCGAACAGUGUGGCAAGCAUCAGGAUCCAAAGUUUCAGCCAGAACUGUCGAGCACCUAUCAACCUGUAAAGUGCAAUAUUGAUUGCAGCUGCGAUAAUGACAGGAAGCAAUGUACAUAUGAGAGGCAAUAUGCUGAAAUGAGUUCUAGCAGCGGAGUGUUGGGCCAGGACAUUGUUUCCUUUGGCAACCAAAGUGAACUUCCACCCCAACGAGCUGUUUUUGGCUGUGAAAAUGUGGAAACAGGUGACCUUUACAGUCAACAUGCUGAUGGCAUUAUGGGUCUGGGUCAUGGAGAUCUUAGUAUUGUGGAUCAGCUUGUUGAUAAAGGUGUUAUUAGUGAUUCAUUCUCCCUAUGCUAUGGUGGUAUGGAUGUGGGUGGUGGAGCAAUGGUUCUUGGUGGAAUUGUCCCUCCCAGUGACAUGGUUUUUGCCCGUUCAGAUCCUGAUCGCAGUCCAUAUUACAAUAUUGAUCUGAAGGAGAUACAUGUUGCUGGUAAGGCGCUUCCUUUGUGGAUGAGAUCGUGCAUCAUUAACACCCAUAUCCAUUCUAUAAGAACAUCUCCAGUGAUGAUGUAA
Messenger RNA from Olea europaea var. sylvestris, 1156 nucleotides. RefSeq names its product aspartic proteinase CDR1-like. The record is from RefSeq and is a predicted model, not a curated record. Gene Ontology annotation, biological process: proteolysis. The coding region runs from base 188 to 1156 and encodes 322 amino acids. Lineage: Eukaryota; Viridiplantae; Streptophyta; Magnoliopsida; Lamiales; Oleaceae. The transcript has 4 exons. Gene Ontology annotation, molecular function: aspartic-type endopeptidase activity.